Molecule: messenger RNA, 4616 nt
Organism: Cottoperca gobio
Lineage: Eukaryota; Metazoa; Chordata; Actinopteri; Perciformes; Bovichtidae
Gene: jph2
Product: junctophilin 2
Exons: 6
Coding region: 431-2755 (774 amino acids)
Cellular component (GO): junctional membrane complex; sarcoplasmic reticulum; endoplasmic reticulum membrane
Source: RefSeq, a predicted model, not a curated record
GGAGAUAGCUGGGUGGCAGGGGGAAAGGGGCUUUUCUCUGUGGCCACCUGGAAAAAGCCAUGUAAGAUCAGUGGCUUGUCAAGACAGAAAACCAAGAAAUAAUUAGAUUUAAUAACCUAGUCAUCCAAAUUUGCAACGCAGCAUCAUUUACUCUGGAAAGAAGACACUGAUCCAAGAAGAAGAAGAAGAAGAAGACACUGGAGUAAAAGAAGGACACAUUCAAGUUUCUGUAAAGUGUGAAGUGCGCCCAUGGACAAGCGCAGAAAUCCCCAAACCAACUCCAACAGAAGAAACCUCCUCAAGUUCAGCACCAAGGAUAUCUCCAGCCAGUUUUGAUGUCAGGUGAAGGUGAAGGCACACUGACGGUAUCUUUAGCCAGGUAACAGAUUUAAAACUUUCUGAUCGGUGCGUACUUGGGCUGCGGAGAGGCAUGAGUGGAGGUCGCUUUGAGUUUGACGACGGCGGAGCUUAUUGCGGAGGCUGGGAGGGAGGCAAAGCCCACGGCCAUGGCAUCUGCACCGGACCCAAAGGCCAGGGCGAGUUCUCCGGCUCCUGGAACUACGGCUUCGAGGUGGUGGGAGUCUACACCUGGCCCAGCGGGAACACAUACGAGGGGUACUGGUCGCAGGGGAAGCGUCACGGCCUGGGAGUAGAAACCAAAGGACACUGGAUUUACAAAGGGGAAUGGACUCAUGGCUUCAAAGGGAGAUAUGGCAUACGGAUCAGUGCUGGCAGUGGAGCAAAGUAUGAAGGGACAUGGAAUAAUGGGCUUCAGGAUGGAUAUGGGACAGAAACAUAUGCUGAUGGAGGUACUUUCCAGGGUCAGUUCACAGGCGGGAUGCGGCACGGCUAUGGGGUACGGCAGAGCGUACCUUAUGGCAUGGCAGCAGUUGUCCGCUCCCCUCUUCGUACCUCCCUGACCUCCCUUCGUAGCGAGCAUAGCAACGGCACUGUCUUGCAGCAAGACAUCCCCAUCAUCACUACCACCAACGCCUCAGGUGAGGAGACACCCGUCACCACACCCACCCAGCUGGGACCAUCCCGUGGAGGCUUCGCCCUUACUCUCCAGGUGGACCCAGAGGCUGUGAAACCAAAGAAGAAGGGCCUGUUUCGCAGGGGCUCCCUGCUGGGUAAGCUGAAGAAGUCUGACUCAAGUACCUCGCUGUCCAGCCAGAAGAGCAAACUCAGCUUCCUGAGGACAGAUUCGGCGCUCAGCUCCAACGCCAGCGACACCCACUCCACCAUCAGCAUCGGGGACGACAGCCUGGCCGGAGCCGAGGAUUUCCCACCAGUGGAGGCCGACAUUGACGCCACCACCACAGAGGUCUACAUGGGCGAGUGGAAGAACGACAAGCGCUCAGGAUAUGGAAUUAGCGAAAGGUCCAGUGGGCUGAAGUUUGAAGGCGAGUGGCUGAACAACCAGAGACACGGCUACGGCUGCACCACCUUCGCAGAGGGAGGGAAGGAGGAGGGCAAGUACGUGAACAACCUGCUGGUGAAGGCCGUUAAGAAGAGGAUGAUCCAGCUGAAGGGAACCAAGAUCAAGCAGAAGGUAGAGCGGGCGGUGGAGGGCGCUCAGAGGGCUGCAGCCAUCGGCAAACAGAAGGCAGAAAUUGCUGCUUCUAGGACGACCCAUUCAAAGGCAAAGUCAGACGGAGCUGACCAGGCCGCUCAUGCCUCCAACAGCGAGUCCAGCAUCGCCCGAAUGGUGGCCAAAGAGCUCUCCCCGUCCUUCUACCAGCCAGGUCCUGAGUAUCUGAAGAAGAGGGUGAUACAGGAGGUCAUGGAGGGAAGUGAGAACACAGAGACUGUCAUGCAUGAGCCGCUUCUAUCCGAGGAGGAGCCCCUGCCCACGCCGCCCGAAAGCCCAAUCAUGAAUGAACUGGACAGCCUCAUGCCUGGCUCAUCCCCAGCCCGCACCCCCUCCCCCAGCCCAGGCAUCAUGAGCAAGGAAGACCCGAAACUCCUCUGUCCAGGAAGCUGGAAGGAAGACAAAACUAUUAAAGACGGGGGCAGUAAAGGCAGCAGUAAGUCCAACAGCAGGUCCAGUAGUCGCCCCACUACCCCGUCAACCUCCAUUUCUGCCCCCGCCUCAGCUGCACCUGAGGGCGUAGGGCCCCCCAGUAGUCGUGGCCCCUCUCGCAACUCCAGCCGUCAAAGCAACAAGAACGAGCAGGGCUCUGACCUGGAGAUCCAGCCCCUGCAAAAGUUUGACUCAGAGGUGAAAGCUCCAGAUGUCACUCCUGCACUUGCUGCCUCUGUUAGGAAUAGCCUCAUCUCUCCAGAUGAAGAAGAAGAAGAAGACGAAGAAGCACCGCGCCCCAUCUCCAAAGCUGUCACCCCCGAGCCUAAAACCACAGAGGUCAAAACUGAAAGAGCUCCAUCAGUCCACGAGCGAACGCCGUCCGUCUCUGAGAACAAAGUGGAGUCCAGGGAGGUGAGCAGGCCGCCCAGCAAAGCAGAGACAAAGCCAUUACCAAAACGGCAACCCAGCCCAGCUCCGUCCCCAAAACCUACACCCAGUCUUGAACCGAAACCAGUACCAAAGCAAGUGGAAGCCAAAGCCAUUGUUGCCAAACCAGCCCCGAAGGUGGAGCCCAAAGCAGAAGCCCGACUGAAGGCCAUGGUGUUGAGCUCAAAUCAUGAGGGGACUGCAGAGUCUUUGGAGCUGGAGGGCCCUAACACCAUAAUGAUCUGCAUGGUCAUCAUGCUCAACAUUGGCCUGGCCAUUCUCUUCGUACACAUUUUGUCAUGAGACAUUGUGCACCUCAGGUCACCAGCAGUAUUGGAGAGGGACGGCCUGCCUCCUCCUCAGUUAGGACCAGAGAUCAAAGAUGACCGCUGAGGAGAAGAAGAAGAAGAAGAAGAAGAAGAAGAAAAAGAAAAAGAAGAAGAAGAAGAAGAAGCCUCAUGCAGACCACCGCAGCUUUUCUAAAGGUUUUUGUUGGUGUGACUGUGUGAGGCUCUGUGAAGCGCCUCUCUUUUCCAGAGGUUUGACAAACUGAAGGACAUGAACCAGAUUCAGAACAUCUGAAUAUGAUGAUGUUUGUAUGUUAAGGUCGGGGCUGGAUGGUAGAGUAUGUCCUCAGUGCUUACACUGGAGAAGUCUCAAUGCAUCUUCGUCACAGUGUGUCACAAGUGUGUCAACAUUUUUGCCAAAAAAGAUUUUAACCAAUCUUUAAUUGGCACACACUGGCUGAUUAGACAAUCUCAGUCAGUAAGAUAAUUACACUUUGUCACAAGAUAUGUUUGUUUGUAUUAUGAGUAUGUUGAUAACAUGCAGACUGAAUAUUCUCUCCACUAAGAUUUAGGAGUUGUAACUGUCACGAUCAUUGUUUGAAUUAUCUGCGAUAUCCAAUGUGUCGUUAAAAAGCAGAAGAUUCAUUAAAGAAGUGUUUGAAAUGUGUCUCCAGAAAACACUGUUGAAAUACUGCAAACUGUAAUCCAACGCUAACAGUUUAUUGUUUUCAUCUUGUUGCUCUUCAGUCUCUUAAGUUACAUUUCAGAUCAUUUGAGACUACACUGUGAAACUUUCUAUUUUCACUGGGAGUUAUGUGCAUUUAUUGUCAUUCUGCUUCUUUGGUUUUGGGAGCUGAUAAAGCAAAUAGAGACGGAACAUAGGAAGCUUACGAGUGUCACUGUACUGUAUUUUCCUGUGGUGUUUCUCAUACAAUGCUGUCUAAGCACCCAGGGGUUUUUAAAUGACAGUUGUGUAUGUUUUGCAAUAGAAUGAGCAAGCAGAAAAUGAAGGCUGGGUUUAUCUUAUUAAAUACACCCACUGUAUGUUGUAGUAAAGUUUCUCAACCUGCUGAUUUAUAGCAAUACAACAGCAGCGGCGGGAGGUUUGCGCCUGUGAGCUAAUCAUGGUUUCAUGUAUGUUUCAGUGUAGAAAACUGUCCUCUUUGUUCCACACUGCAUUAUAUUCAGGGCCUGUUGUGCUUUAGAGCCAAAUGCAACUUCAACUUUCGUAUGCAUGAGGGCACUUUGUGUGCAUGUGUCUGUAUUUUUGUACUGUUUUGAAGUGCACAUCUUUUCAGCAUUCAAAAUAUUCAGUUGUAUUUUUUAUCAGAGGCUAAUAUUCAACACUAAAUUUAUUUAUUUCCCAAAAAAAAGGUCAGAUUACCUCAUGAUUGUGAGCUGGAGAAAAAAACGCGUAGAAUGGUUCGUAACUCCAUGUCUUACAUUGAAGAGUACUUUCCAGGUGAGCCGUUUAAUAUUUCUCCCUCGUCCUUUCAGCCAUUUAAUACGUUUUAAAAAGAAGAGGUUUGCAGCUGAAAUUGAUUUACCUUUGCAAAUGAGCACAGACCACUGAUUUCGCUUCUUUUUGCAUGAAAACAAUGCACAAUCUAUAUAGUUUGGAACAAAUUGUAUGCCCAAUGACUGAUCCUUAACACACAAAAUGCAUUAAUGAUAACAGGAGACAAUUGUAAGAUUAACUCAAUUGUAAGUGCAAUAAGACUGUAUUCAUUUAGGUCAGUGUAAUGUAGAAGCCAUUUUGUUUUGUCUGUUUUAGUGAAUUUAAAGUAAAAUAACUUUGCAGAAUUUGAAGAAAAGCAUUCAUUUGUAAGCAAACCUGGUCAAAACUACAAAACUGAAAAUAAAGAACUUUUACAACA